Volvox carteri f. nagariensis is the source of this 958-nucleotide messenger RNA. RefSeq lists its product as uncharacterized. The record is from RefSeq and is a predicted model, not a curated record. The coding region runs from base 255 to 872 and encodes 205 amino acids. The transcript has 6 exons. Gene Ontology annotation, biological process: regulation of DNA-templated transcription. NCBI's taxonomy places the organism in Eukaryota, Viridiplantae, Chlorophyta, Chlorophyceae, Chlamydomonadales, Volvocaceae.
GUAAUUUUGUAUUGCAUUACGAACUUUGAAGUUAGGAAGAAUGAUGACUGACAGGCGCGAGAUGGCUGUCAUUGCGCUACCAAAAUAAGCCCUGAAGCACCAAAUAUUCUGCAGUGUUCUUGAUCUUCUGGAGGACCGUCCUGUCAUUUAUCGCCAGCUCUGACGGACACAGGGAACGGCCCUCGCACAAUAUAGACGGCGUGGUCCUUGGACACCGACGGCGGCGUCCGUAAUUUAUACAGACCGUACCACAAAUGGACGACGGGACUUUCAUAGACGAACAUGGAGACCGCCGUCUUCGGGACACCGAGUUCAUUCUGCCUGUAGUGGUUGGCACCUGCGCUUGGUGGAUGGGCAAGAAGGCUAGCGAUACGGUCACCCACCGCUGGACAGUGUACCUCAAGUCGGCUAAUAAUGAGGACAUCAGCCAUAUCGUGCAGAAGGUGACCUUCGAGCUGCACCACACGUUCAACAACCCGCACCGAGUGGUGCUACAGCCACCGUACGAGGUGACGGAGCAAGGCUGGGGCGAGUUUGACAUCAAUGUUACGCUGAGCUUCACGCCCGACAGUCGAGAAAAGGAUGUAUCCAUCCUGCAUCGGCUUAAGCUGUACGAGAAUGAAAGCACACCCAAUACGACGAAAAAGCCGGUUAUGAGCGAGGUGUACGAGGAGCUGGUGUUCAGCGAGCCCGUUGAGGCCUUCUUUAGGCGAGUCACGUCUACGAUGCCGCGGCCUGCUCCCGAACUCAGUUGCCAGCCCUACACGUCGCAGUAUGACGAGCGGGAGGAGCUGGAUAAGCUCAAAGAGUGCCGCGCGCGGGUGGCCGCCAUGGUGUCGGACGUGCGGAAGGACUUUGAAGGCGUGCGCUAGCUACUGUGGGACCAUACCUAGUCGGAUUGGAUGCUAUCCUUGGCCUGUCAGUUGCUAGCGCCGAUACCUAAAUGUCUGCUGCAUGC